AGAUGGCGCACGCGAUGAUAGUGAAAGCAGCCAUUGCGAUGGUGACUGUGGUGCUGUGGGUCCCUGAGGGGUGUGGCAGCCCCCUGCCGGUGAGGGUGUCGCCCAACGCUUCUCACAAGGAGCGGUUGGAGGCCGCGAGGGCGUUGCUGAAGGAGUCUCCCCUCAUUGAUGGCCACAACGACCUGGCAUGGAACGUGAGAAAGUUCCUGCACAACAAGCUCCACUCCUUUAAUUUGUCUCAAGAUCUCACCCAAGAAAAGCCUUGGAAGAAAUCACCUUUCUCCCACACGGACCUGCCUCGGCUGCGGAGAGGCAUGGUGGCGGCGCAGUUCUGGUCCGUGUACGUCCCUUGCGAGGCGCAGUACCUCAACACAGUGCAGCUUUUGUUGGAGCAAAUCGACGUGGUGAAGAGAAUGAUAGCGACGAGCCCCAGGGACACCGUUCUCGUCACGUCUUCGUCAGAACAGCAGGCCCUGAAUUUCAGAAUUCGUAUGCAGGGGACAAGGGCGGAACUUGCAUGCAACCAGAAGGAACUGGAAGGUAAUAAGAGUGAACGUAAAAAAUCUGAAAUUGCAAAUGGCUUUCAGUCUAAUCCAGGGUCUAAGAAAGGAUUUCAGUAUUUAUUUACAGACUGGGAUAAAGUCAGGAAGAUGACUCCUUGGACGAAACGCAGCCGACGAGGAAGCGCUCCUCUAAGCACUGGGGAGACAAAGAAAACGCUUUAUCACAAAGAAAUCAGGGAUGGGGAGGCUAUACCUAGUAGUCGCAGCGACGAGGUCCUUUGCGGAGAACGUUGCAGGGCAAGAAAGAGCUCAGGGUUGCAUAUUGCAAGAGAUGCUUUAAGAAUUACUCCGGUUGUAGGAGGAGUUCGAGGUCGACCUCGGGGGAAAUUGAAACGGUAUCUUUUUCCGGGAUUAUCUCUCGGUCUUUAUACUCCCUCAACUUUCAUAAUUUCCCCGAGGUCGACCUCGAACUCCUCCUACACCGGAGUAAUUCUUAAAGCAUCUCUUGCAAUAUGCAACCUGAGCUCUUUCUUGCCCUGCAACGUUCUCCGCAAGGACCUCGUCGCUGCGACUACUAGGGCCGAGUGCUCCGAGACGGGAGGCCACCCGCCCAACACACGCGGCUUAACGCCCUACGGGAAGGCCAUGAUCCGAGAGAUGAACCGCCUCGGGCUCAUCAUCGACGCCUCCCACGCCUCCGCCCGCACCGCAAAGGACGUGCUGAGGACCACUCGCGCGCCCGUGGUCUUCUCCCACUCCGCCGCCCGCGCCAUCUGCAGGAUCGACAGGAAUAUUCCCGACGAUAUCCUGAGUUCUCUGGCUGAGAACGGAGGCAUCGUCAUGGUGAGCUUCUACAACGAGUUCCUGACGUGCGGGAAGAGAGCGGAGAUCAAAGACGUCAUCGACCACAUCAACCACAUACGCACCAUGGCGGGGGUGGAUUAUGUGGGAAUCGGCGCUGGAUACGACGGUUUCAACAGCACGCCCAGAGGCCUGGAAGACGUGUCCAAAUACCCCGAACUCUUCGCCGAGCUCCUGCAGGACCCUUCGUGGUCCCUACAAGACCUCAAGAAGCUAGCGGGACUCAACCUCCUCCGAGUCUUCAGUAGGGUUGAACAGGUACGGGAAGACCUGGCUCUCGAAAAGGUGUCCGAAGAGAUCAUUCCCAUUCACGAUAUCGACACCAGGUGGCGUGCAGAUACAAGUUCGCCAGCCUCGAGGACACACGCACUUGACCUGCUCUCCGUUCUCUUGGCUUAGGUGGGGAUCCUCUGUAACGGACGGACCCCUUUGGCUACAACGAAGAAACUGUGCGGUGUUUGGGAUCGGAUUCUAAGUUCGUAGGGAGAUUAUAACGGCGAGGUGGUUUGUACUUUUCUUUUCUGUCUUUAUUUAGUUUUUACUUUUUUUUUGCGCUUUUUUUUUCUUUCUUUCUUUCUUUCUUUCUUUCUUAUGGGCAUCCUGGUUUGUUAUGUAUAGUGGUUUCAUGUUAUUCUCUUUUGGAUUACUGUUACAUAUUUUUCUCUCUUUUUUGUUUAUUUUUUUAGUCGUACAUCCUCCCCCAUAAUAUAAAAACAAUUAGUGAAAGAUACAAUGAUGAAAUGAUUUUUAAAAAUUAGUUCUUAUAAUUUUACAAGACAAGGCAAUAAAUCUGUUUGACAGACAACAUUUUUCGUUAAUAAAACGCUCAACUAAAGGUGGUGCUAGUAAAUAGAUUUAUAAAUACCAAGACAAUUAGCAGACUUUUAUGAUUCCACUUUUUUCUUUCUUUUUUUUCUGUCAUACAUUUUUUUUUUUUUUUUUUUUUUUGGUUUUGUUUGUUUUUUAUAGUAAAGUGCGUAUUUGUCAAAUUGUCUCACAUUUAAAACUUUUGUGCACAAAUAGUAGAAACAUAGAAAAAAAUCUUUUAUAAGAUAAACUUACAUUAAACGUUAAAAUCUACAUGUAUACAAAUAUAGAAAAGAAGUGUAUAAAAUGUACAUUGUUUCUUCCUUUUUCUUCAAAUUAAACCAUCGAGAACCUUUGAUGUAACUAUUACUUUCCAGAGAGCAUUUAGUGCUGGUUAAGAGUACGGUGAAAAAAUAUGUUUAAUGUGUUAAUUCCGUUUUAUCAUUGUUAAAGUUUACGAAUACAAUAUUCAGAAGUGGAAAAUUCUCCAUGCAUGUUUUCCUUCUUUCUUCCAGAAAAUAAUAUUUUUACCUUUUUACGUCAAACUACACAUGGGUUACAUGACAGCUGGAUGUUUUGUGGAACUGUAGGUAGAUGAUCGUUAAAAGAAAAAAAAAUAUUUAUGAUUGAUAACUGUGAAAAAUUG
Molecule: messenger RNA, 2817 nt
Organism: Penaeus monodon (black tiger shrimp)
Lineage: Eukaryota; Metazoa; Arthropoda; Malacostraca; Decapoda; Penaeidae
Product: dipeptidase 1-like
Exons: 13
Coding region: 3-1763 (586 amino acids)
Biological process (GO): proteolysis
Molecular function (GO): metallodipeptidase activity
Source: RefSeq, a predicted model, not a curated record